Messenger RNA from Gambusia affinis (western mosquitofish), 1333 nucleotides. RefSeq names its product transmembrane protein 208 (gene tmem208). Gene Ontology annotation, biological process: vacuolar protein processing. The transcript has 5 exons. The coding region runs from base 508 to 819 and encodes 103 amino acids. NCBI's taxonomy places the organism in Eukaryota, Metazoa, Chordata, Actinopteri, Cyprinodontiformes, Poeciliidae. The record is from RefSeq and is a predicted model, not a curated record. Gene Ontology annotation, cellular component: intracellular membrane-bounded organelle.
AGAAGGUGUCAUUAGGCUGUGAAGAUUAUUCACAUAUUUAAAUCAGGUGGUUUGGAGUAGAGACGCAUCUGAAAAGUCAAGGAAAGUGUUUGUUCUUGACCACUAUCAUCUUCUUGAGCUGUAGGAUAAAACACACAAUGGAGAUCAUGCUGUGAGUGCACCGAGGCUCUGUGCCAAAAGAAAUCCUUUAAGUUGUAUGUUUACAGCAAUAAACCCAAAGGUAAAGUUGGAACAAAAGGAAAGAAGCAGAUCUAUGAGGAGAACGAGGCGACGCUCAAGUUCUACACCAGAGUCAUCCUGGGAGCCAACGCAAUAUAUGCCGCUGUGAAUUUUUUAGUUUUCUACAGUUCCUCCACCUUUUGGGCCUGGGUGAGUCAAUUCAAGCUCCUAAACUGUCAGAGCACAUCUUGUCAUAUUUCUUGGGCCUGAACUUAUCACACCCACACACGCUUCCCGAAGCUGCUGCUGCUAUUCGCGCUCGCCGUGUACGUUGGGAGCUACCGCUCCAUGUCGGCCAUGGCCAAGCCUGCGUUUGCUGAGGACGGGAGUCUGCUAGAUGGAGGAAUAGACCUAAACAUGGAGCAGGGAAUGGCAGAGCACCUAAAAGAUGUAAUCUUGCUCACUGCCAUCGUUCAAGUACUCAGCACCCUCUCUGCUUAUUUCUGGUAUCUUUGGCUGCUGGCCCCUGCUCGGGCUCUUCACCUGCUAUGGGUGAACUUUUUGGGCCCCUGGUUUAUGGCGGAAAACCCCUCAGCACCGGAGGAGGUGAAUGAGAAAAAGCAGAGAAGGCAAGAGCGCAGACAGGCGAAGCGGUUCUGAUGCUGCGGAGCGGACCGAGCAGUAUUUUUAUACACACAACAAUCUCAUAUACAGAAAGCGGGGAACUCGUAAGUUAUUCAGGAAGACGUUUUUUUUGUUAUUACGUUAAAUCCAGUUGAAAUCUGAUACAGUGGAAUCUUGUUUUUCCGUGUUUGUUUUCUUUCCGCUUUCUCCCGUAAUCACAUUUUCUUCGUAAAUUAUGAAAUGAAAUGUUCCCUAUUUAGAUGAUGCCUCCGUCCAAAUCGCAUUUGUCUUCAUGACAAGAUUUACGAGUUUAGUCUUGCAGAAUGCUUUCAUGCCACCACCCCCUGCUGAUCUUUUUUUUUUUUUUUUUUUUUUUUGUUCCACACCACUGUCCAAAAAAACUUUUGUAAUGUGAUGUUUUUAAUUUUAGUUUUCUUUUUUGGUUUUUUUAAGUCCUCUGUAACAAUCUAUGUAUUGUUGCCACAAAAUCAAACUCAAAAGCCUUAAUAAGAGAAUGGGAACAACUUUGCAAUAAAAGGUGUCCAUGUGU